Messenger RNA from Rhipicephalus microplus (southern cattle tick), 874 nucleotides. Its product is annotated as glutathione S-transferase D7. Gene Ontology annotation, molecular function: glutathione transferase activity. The record is from RefSeq and is a predicted model, not a curated record. NCBI's taxonomy places the organism in Eukaryota, Metazoa, Arthropoda, Arachnida, Ixodida, Ixodidae. Gene Ontology annotation, biological process: glutathione metabolic process.
CAUGGGACACGUUGCCUCACCGCAACUGAAAGGAAAGUGCACGUUGAAGACACAACAGUUUUGCGCCACCACCAGUGUGGCAGUGUGGCAGCCCUCGCGUGAGUCAAGCGACUGUGCUCGCUGAUUGAAAAUGUCCAUCGUGCUGUACCAACUGAACGCAAGUCCCCCAUGCAGGGCGGUUCGCAUUGUCGCAAGGUUGAUUGGGAUUGUCCUUGAGCUGAAAGACGUCAAUGUUACAGCCAAAGAACACAUGAAAGAAGAUUUUCUCAAGCUGAACCCUAUGCAUACAAUACCCACUCUGCAAGAUGACACCUUCGUGCUGUGGGAAAGCCGUGCAAUCAUGCGCUACCUGGUUGACAUGUAUGCGCCUGACCACUCACUCUACCCUAAGGACGUCCGUAAGAGAGCACUGAUAGACCAGUUCCUGGAUUAUGACCUGGGCACAUUCUAUCGCAGCAUCGCCGAUUACUUUUACUCCUACCUCCUCAAAGGCGAACCCAAAAGUGUGCAGAAAGAAGAGACCUUUCGCAACAGCCUACGCUCUGUGGAUACCCUUCUUGGAGACAAGCCGAGGCGUUUCCUCACAGGACCACAGAUGACGUUGGCUGACGUGGCGCUCAUGGAGUCUCUCACUCUUCCUGAGACGCUGAAUUAUGACCUUUCGUCUUUUCCAAGUGUCAAGGCAUGGUACGAGUGGAUGGAAGCCAGGUUGUCCACGGUGAACGAAAUCAAUGUGGAAGGCAUUGAACAGUUCCGGGCAUGCAUCGGAAUGGAGUGAGAGCCCGAACUUGAAGAUUUUCUAAGGCAAAUUUUUAGCUGUUGUUUCGAAAAGUGUUCAAAUAAAGUUGUGAGAAGUUGUGUAGUUUGCUAAAAA